GAUAUCACGAUGCAUCUUCUUCUUCUCGCUUUCUCUCUCCCCCAAAUCCCAUUAUUAUUCCAACCUAAACCUCCAUUGAAAUAAAUAAUUUAAUUUUGAAGAAACAAAUUAACCUCUUACAGAUUCAUUACCAUACAAUCACAAUCACCUCAAUUCACCUGAUCCGUCUCUUUCACCAAUCCUUUCAUUCUCCUUCACCGAAUUUUGCACCAACCUCACUGUUCAUGGCUGGCUGACGUCGACACCUUCUUCUUCUUCUCGAUCGGCCGAUCCGAUUGUUAAAAAAUGAGGCCAUGACGGACCGGAUUGCUCUUUUUUCAUCUGUUUUGGUGAAUUAGGGUUUUGAUUUGUACAAUUGGAGUUUUGAACGAUGGAGCCUCGUGUGGGGAAUAAGUUUCGGCUAGGGCGGAAGAUCGGUAGCGGAUCAUUUGGAGAGAUCUACUUAGGUACUAAUAUUCAGACGAAUGAAGAAGUUGCUAUCAAGCUGGAAAAUAUCAAAACAAAACAUCCACAAUUGCUAUAUGAAUCAAAGCUGUACAAGAUACUACAAGGAGGAACUGGAAUCCCAAACGUGAGAUGGUUUGGUGUUGAAGGAGACUACAAUGUUCUUGUGUUGGAUUUAUUGGGACCCAGUCUCGAGGAUUUGUUUAAUUUCUGUAGCAGAAAGCUGUCGUUGAAAACCGUUCUUAUGCUUGCUGAUCAGAUGAUCAAUCGUGUUGAAUUCAUUCACUGUAAAUCAUUUCUGCAUAGGGAUAUUAAACCCGACAACUUCCUUAUGGGUUUAGGGAGGCGUGCUAACCAGGUCUAUGCUAUUGACUUUGGUCUAGCAAAGAAAUAUAGGGACUCUUCUACUCAUCAGCAUAUUCCUUACAGAGAGAACAAGAAUUUGACAGGGACAGCUAGGUAUGCCAGCAUGAAUACUCACCUUGGGAUUGAACAAAGCAGAAGAGAUGAUUUGGAAUCACUUGGAUAUGUUCUUAUGUACUUCUUAAGAGGAAGUCUCCCCUGGCAGGGACUAAAAGCUGGGAACAAGAAACAGAAGUACGAAAAAAUUAGUGAAAAAAAGGUUUCCACCUCUAUCGAGUCUUUAUGCCGGGGCUACCCUACAGAGUUUGCAUCUUACUUCCAUUAUUGCCGUUCGUUAAGAUUCGAUGAUAAGCCGGAUUAUGCUUACUUGAAGAGAAUCUUCCGUGAUCUUUUUAUUCGUGAAGGCUUUCAGUUCGAUUACAUCUUUGAUUGGACUAUUUUGAAAUAUCAGCAAUCACAGCUUGCCAAUCCUCCAUCGCGUGCUAUCGGUACUGGUGCUGGAACAAGUUCUGGUGUACCUCCUGUGGCUGCCAACCUUAGUAGGCUAUCAGCAGGUGGUGAAGAAGGUAGACCUUCUGGUUGGUCCUCUGCAAAUCCCUCCAGAACCAGAAAUACCGGGAUGCCCUUCAAUUCCGGGACCCUUUCUCGACAGAAAAAUCCCGCUUCCAGUGAUCCAUCCAUGAGCAGAGAGUUAUCGAGUAAUAUUGUAUUGCAAUCAAGUGGAUCUUCAAGGCGACCUGGUGUCUCUAGCAGUCGUGACCCAGGUGGUGAGCCCGAGUCGUCAUACGGGCGGACCACAAAUGCAAGCCCUGGUGCUCUCCAUAGGGUCACAAGCACCGGUCAAAGGAGCUCACCAGUUGUAUCCUCGGACCAGAAACGGUCAACUAACAUAAAGAACUUUGAGUCAACUCUGAAAGGUAUUGAGGGUCUGCAUCUCUAAACAAAGUGAAAAAAGAGUGUGCUUCAUUUACUCAUGUACCAUAUAAAUUUGUUUUUUUUCGAAAGUAAAGCUCUCGGCUCAUGCAAUAACAAAGAAUUCUUGAAAACACACAUGUUUUUCGGUUGUUUUGUGGAAACUGAGAUGAUAUGAUUUGAUGUGGAUAUCAACUUUGUAAUAUGGUUCAUCAACGGUUGUAUGUUUUUUAAUCUAUUGAUUCAUCAUGAGACCUUUAUUUU
This is a messenger RNA of Helianthus annuus (common sunflower), 1983 nucleotides long. RefSeq names its product casein kinase 1-like protein 2. Gene Ontology annotation, cellular component: cytoplasm; nucleus. The record is from RefSeq and is a predicted model, not a curated record. Bases 371 to 1747 code for a protein of 458 amino acids. Gene Ontology annotation, molecular function: protein serine/threonine kinase activity; ATP binding. Lineage: Eukaryota; Viridiplantae; Streptophyta; Magnoliopsida; Asterales; Asteraceae. The transcript has 14 exons. Gene Ontology annotation, biological process: endocytosis; signal transduction; peptidyl-serine phosphorylation.